CUCUACACAACGUUGUGGUGUAUGCAAAGGAGAGCUUAAAGCUCUGUUUGGUGAUACUAGAUCAACCGGCUGGGCUGGUGAGUGCUCGCCUCUGCCAUCUUCAUGAUUUCAACUUUGGCUCUGGCAGCUUUCCUGAAGGAACGGCUCCAGCCCUUUAAAGCAUCUAGGCCCGAUCUCUCGCAUAGUGAGGUCAUGAAAGAGCUUGGAAAGAUUUGGAAAUCCUCAACAACUUCCACAAUCAACGAUCAGCUUGAUGAGACUCUAGUUCAACUUAGGGCGAUCACACUAUCAGGCGCCAAGCGUCCAUAUCGUCCUGGAGAACUUUCUCAUGGUCCUGUUAUUCGAUCUGCCCAGAAGGCCGCUAGAUAGCCUUU
This is a messenger RNA of Cantharellus anzutake, 374 nucleotides long. RefSeq lists its product as uncharacterized. The coding region runs from base 103 to 369 and encodes 88 amino acids. The record is from RefSeq and is a predicted model, not a curated record. Lineage: Eukaryota; Fungi; Basidiomycota; Agaricomycetes; Cantharellales; Hydnaceae. The transcript has 2 exons.